AUGUCACAGCCAGUGCAGAGAGCCGCCGCUCAAUCCUUGAUAUCCAAAUAUGUCAAUAAGGAAACGCUAAAAUACAUGCUUACAACGCACUUCUGGGGCCCCGUAUCGAACUUUGGUAUUCCGAUUGCUGCGAUUUAUGACUUGAAGAAGGACCCUGAGUUGAUUUCCGGCCCCAUGACGUUGGCGCUCGUGGUAUACUCAGGUAUUUUCAUGCGUUACUCGAUGGCCGUCACUCCCAAGAACUACCUCUUGUUUGGGUGCCACUUUAUAAACGAGUCCGCGCAACUCGGACAGGCGUUCCGCUGGCUCAAGUUCAAUUACUUCGGCGAGAAGCCUGCUGUCAAGGGCACCGAGAAGACCGCAUAA
Eremothecium gossypii ATCC 10895 is the source of this 366-nucleotide messenger RNA. RefSeq names its product pyruvate transporter MPC1 (gene MPC1). Bases 1 to 366 code for a protein of 121 amino acids. Gene Ontology annotation, biological process: pyruvate import into mitochondria. NCBI's taxonomy places the organism in Eukaryota, Fungi, Ascomycota, Saccharomycetes, Saccharomycetales, Saccharomycetaceae. Gene Ontology annotation, cellular component: mitochondrial inner membrane. The record is from RefSeq and is marked provisional. The transcript has a single exon.